UUUGCGACUCCCCACGUACUAACACGUUUGCAUAAAAUGGGAGGGAGGGAGUAUCCGAAUUCGAGUAUAAAAAGGCUCAACUGCCAAAACGAACAUAGUUAUGAUCCUCAUUAAUCCUCAUCACACAAACAUAAAACAUUCCCUCCAAUGAAUUCAUACGCUUACUUAUACACAAAAAAAAGUGAAUGUAUAUAACUAACUAUAUAUAGAUGUGAUUGGAAUGUGAAUUGCUGAUUGAUCAAAUCAUAAUAAUAACAAUAAUAAUAAUAAUGGGGACUUUAGGUGCAAUUCUAAGGCAUCCAGAGGAUAUAUAUCCAUUGAUGAAGCUGAAGGUAGCGGCACGAUAUGCCGAAAAACAGAUCCCUUCACAGCCACAUUGGGCUUUUUGUUACAUCAUGCUUCACAAGGUCUCUCGUAGUUUUUCUCUUGUCAUUCAACAGCUUCCUGUUGAGCUUCGCGACGCCGUAUGCAUUUUUUAUUUGGUUCUUCGAGCACUAGACACCGUUGAGGACGAUACGAGUGUAGCCACAGACGUAAAAGUACCUAUUUUGAUGUCCUUCCAUCGCCAUGUUUAUGAUCGUGAAUGGCAUUUUUCAUGCGGUACAAAGGACUACAAGGUUCUUAUGGAUCAGUUCCAUCAUGUUUCAACUGCUUUUUUGGAGCUAGGGAAAUAUUACAAGGAGGCAAUUGAGGACAUUACCAUGAGGAUGGGUGCAGGAAUGGCAAAGUUUAUAUACAAGGAGGUGGAAACAAUUGAUGAUUAUGAUGAAUAUUGUCACUAUGUAGCUGGGCUGGUUGGAUUAGGCUUAUCAAGACUUUUCUUCGUCUCUGGGAAAGAAGAUUCGGCUUCAGAUUCUCUCUGCAACUCCAUGGGUUUAUUUCUUCAGAAAACAAAUAUCAUUAGAGAUUAUCUGGAAGACAUAAAUGAAGUACCUAAGUGUCGCAUGUUUUGGCCUCGUCAGAUUUGGAAUAAAUACGUUAACAAGCUCGAGGACUUGAAGUAUGAGGAAAAUUCUGUCAAGGCAGUGCAAUGUCUGAAUGAAAUGGUCACUAAUGCUUUGGCACAUGUAGAAGAUUGUUUGACUUACAUGUCCACACUGCGGGAUCCUGCUCUCUUUCGAUUUUGUGCUAUUCCACAGGUCAUGGCAAUUGGGACACUGGCAAAGUGCUACAACAACAUUGAAGUCUUCAGAGGAGUUGUAAAAAUGAGACGUGGUCUCACUGCUAAAGUUAUUGACCGGACCAGGACCAUGGCAGAUGUGUAUGGUGCUUUCUUCGACUUCUCUUGUAUUCUGAAAUCCAAGGUGGAGUAUAAAGAUCCAAAUGCGGCGAAAACUUUACAGAGGCUUGAAGUAAUCUUGAGAACUUGCAAAGACUCGGGAACCUUGAACAAAAGGAAAUCUUACGUAAUCCAGAGCAGACCUAAUUACAAUUCAACUGUGGUUGUUGUCCUUGUUGUCAUAGUGGCUAUCCUUCUUGCAUACCUAUCUGGAAACCGGCCUUAGACCAUGUUGACUUUAGAAGAAAGAUUGGUCAAAAAAAGAUGGAGCAAGCUCUUGGCCGAGUAUGUAAUAGCUGCGGAUUUUGGCGUCUGUAACUAUGUUAGUGAUAGUAACAUUUUGGGGAAAAAAACCUAUUUUUAGUUGUUUUGAGUCUUGUGGCAUCCUUUGUUUUGCAAGCAGCAAAAGUAAAUAGUACUGUAAAGCCACCUUAUACGCAAUAUAUAUUUCAAUAGUCUGUUCACUUAGUGGUAAAUCCACGUAUUUUAACACCACACGUUGUGUGCAUUCUCCAAAACCUUAAGAUUUUUGUCAGUGGUGGAAACAAGUUGUGAAUUGCUCAUUUACUGUAAAGAUAAAAUGAUGACUUCCUCUUCAGGUAUGAACGAAAAUGAAAAUGGUCACAAGUCCAGUUUUUCCCUUUCAUACCCCAAAUUUGGAAUGGAUUUCAUAUUGGAUAGUGCAAGCUUUCACGAGCACAUAAGAGUGGCCUCAUACGUAAGGUGUUGUAAAUGUCUAUUGGUAUAGAGGAAUAUCGUGUCAUAAGCUUCUACCGUAUUUUGCACCAAGUCUAUGUAAAUUUUAGGAGAUUGUAGAUCUUUCGAGACAAUUUCCUUCUAUGUAAUUUUAAGUCUUCUUCAUUCCCUUUAAAUACCUUUAUUCACCAUACUUCAAACGAUGACCAACCAUCUCAAGCGAUCAUUCAUAUUAUUCUCUUUAUGUUCCACUUGC
Molecule: messenger RNA, 2231 nt
Organism: Lycium ferocissimum
Lineage: Eukaryota; Viridiplantae; Streptophyta; Magnoliopsida; Solanales; Solanaceae
Product: squalene synthase-like
Exons: 14
Coding region: 270-1505 (411 amino acids)
Biological process (GO): lipid biosynthetic process; farnesyl diphosphate metabolic process
Cellular component (GO): endoplasmic reticulum membrane
Molecular function (GO): squalene synthase [NAD(P)H] activity
Source: RefSeq, a predicted model, not a curated record